This is a messenger RNA of Eimeria maxima, 1236 nucleotides long. RefSeq names its product ribosomal protein L19, putative. The coding region runs from base 1 to 1236 and encodes 411 amino acids. The transcript is spliced from 6 exons. The record is from RefSeq and is a predicted model, not a curated record. Lineage: Eukaryota; Apicomplexa; Conoidasida; Eucoccidiorida; Eimeriidae.
AUGCUGCUGCUGCGCUCCAUUACGUGCAGUCGCUGUUACUGCCCUCGAUCAGCGCCUGCAGCAAGCACAACCGCAACAAUACCACCACCAGCAGCAGCAACAGCAGCAUCAGCAGCAGCAGCAACAACAGGAUGCUCCGCCCAUCCCAGCGCCACCGUGUCUUCAUCUGAGUGUCAUCGGCAGGAGCAGCAGCAACAUCAGCAGCUGCAGCAGCACUAUCAACGCCAGCUGCAGCAGCAACUGCAGCAACAACUGCAGCAGCAACUGCAGCAGCAGCUGCAACAGCAGCAGGGUGUACUGUAUCAACCAUUUGCUGCUGCAGCACGUCGUUUGCUGCGGCACAGAGUGACUCCUUCAUCAGCGGCAGAAGCAUCUAUCCCUGCAAUGUCUAAGCAUUGGCCUCAUCUGUUGCUAUAUGCUGCUCCCCUUCCUGCAGGUGCAGCAGCAGCAGCAGCAGCAGAAGCCGACAGCAACAACAGCAACAGCAGCAGCACCAAUGGCAGCAGCAGCAGCAACAACAGGAAGGAUCAGCCUCUAGAGGUAUUAGCAGAAGCAGAAGAUUUGCUGCUGCAGCGCGGCUACUGGUGCGGCAGACCCCUAGCAGAUACACCAGCAGCAAGACUGCAGCAGCAAAAUAAAUCUGCAUGCAAAGAUUUAAUUCAUCUUCUUAUGAUGCAAGAAGUUAAACAUCUACAAAAAAAAAGAAACUUUAAAGAGCUGUGCAGCUUGAAGCCGCGCAAUGCGCUUGAGUUGAAGAAGUUCGUACUACGUAGCGCAAACAGUGAUGCUGCUGCUUAUGUUGAUUCUCCUCCUCCUCCUCCAACUCUUGACUAUCGUUAUAAAUGGAAAUAUAAUGUUAGGGGGAAAUAUGAAAGAAAAAGAGGAAAGCAUAAACCUGGUGUCCGUUCUGUGGAGCAUCGUAUCCGUACUCGGGUAUCGCGUAUACUACAUCGUUAUAUGCGCAGCAGAUUAGCAGCAAAUUUACCUCCUUAUGUUUAUGGUGGUCCUUAUUAUAGAUAUAAAUAUAAAAGAAUAAAAGAAGUUAAAGGAGAAUAUUAUAGAAGACAACUUAUUUAUUCAUUUGAUGAAAUGCGGCGGCGGCAAGAGCGUCUAAGGAAACGGAGGGAGAAAUACAAAUUUGGGGUGUAUAAGCUUCGGCCGCGGCGUGCAACUGCUCUAGAUGUUCUCCCGCCAGACCAUCCUCUACACCCAUCUUUCGAUCCGCCUUUAUCUUAG